UCUCUUGGGUCCUCGUCGGAGUGUGUUCUCGCUGAAGCACGCACGGCACAGGCCUGGCAUAGUCGCAUACGCCAAAGGUACCUCAGCCUCGGCCUCAGCUCAAAACUCAAGACGGAGUCCAUGUUGCAAUGGACAUCUGUCAUCUGCGGCCUUGCGAUAAUUUUAUUAGUAGUAUCCUGCCCACACAAAUCAAUCAACCCUGGACCUAUGCCAAGGUGGCGUUAUCAUGGAGCCUCAAAGCCGCAGGCUCGACACAGUCUCACUUCAUGGCUCACUCCCUGGCAAUCGGCUUCAGACUGCGCGAGUUCUCAAGCGCUUCAAGGGUCUACAGCAGAAAGUCGAUAAUCUGUUAGUCCUCGUACGAAGAACAAAGCCCUAUCGCAACGUGCUCCCAGUGACUCUGUUCGUCCGCUACCUCAAGAACGAGUACUUAGCGUUUCGCGGUACUUUGGAUGGAUUAACCGAUGCGGAGCAUGACGAGACAAAGGGGGUGGACUGGAUGGUGGUUGAAGAGACAAUUGAGCGUCGCUGCGUCUCUGAGUAUGCAAGGUACUCCGACUUCGUAAGUCGCAUAUUGCUGGAACUGGACGCAAUUACAGAGCUGCUUGGCUUCAAUGAAGAUGUCCAGAUCACCGAUAUCGUCUCGAGCAAUGACCGUUGGGGAAGAUUACUACAGGCUCUUUACACCCUCGAUGGCUCUGGUGGGGCUACGUUACAGGUUUCCUUCGCCAACAUCCAACAAGCAAAUGAGGAGCUAGUCCAGAUUCAGCGACAGUCCUUGAAAGAUCCAUCAACGAACUUUUUUGAGAGUCUACUCAUGCUUCGGGAUCGUGUUGCUUCAGCAUCUGACAUCCUUGGACCCGAGAAUGGCUUUCACUGCCAGUGUCCGGAGCCACACCAGGUAUUUUUACGAGCUAAAGAUUGCUUCAAGCUGGACAAGGGAUUUGAACCAACAUCAGAGCCUUGGGAUCAGGCUUGCUCACUGCUAUUCCAGAACUUGAACUCCGUACAGAACCAAUGGAGACAAGUGGAAAUGCAGUUCAGCACCUCAAAUGUCGAAAUGUCGAAGAAAUUGGAACCUACACAUCAGCAGCUCUCGAAUGAAACAGCAUCGAAGACUACGAGUUCAAAUAUUGCAGAUGACACGACCAAAAAAACGAAAAAGAAGGCGUGGAAAUCCAUAUCUGGGCUGCUACCCAUAUUCCUAAAGCCUAAUUCAGUUCACGCCAAUUCAAGUAAUCAAGUCGCCGGACCAGCACCAACACAAGUUCCAUUGCCACCGAUGACCACUAAUCCCAGCGAUGGACUUUGUGCUUUUCUGAAUAACGGUACCGGUACUGGAGAGGAAGGCCAAGGAUAUAUCACCAUGUAUCGAGAAAAAGCGAGUCAUAAACUAGUCUUAACACCAGCAGAUGGGAUGACGCAGCUUGAUGUGAGAUGGGCAGAUCCUCUUCCGAUAUUAGCGCAGUCUGAAGACCCUCAACUUGAGCUCUCAACUGAGCAGAGACUUCAACUAGCGCAUCAGGUGGCCUUCAGUCUGUUCUAUUUGUUCUCGACCCCUUGGAUACAAGAAUCUUGGACUAGCGAUGAUGUCUAUUUGACUUGGCAGGAGAGUCCCGUUGCCUUUGUACAUCCAGUAUUCUCUCGCAAGUCCAUUGUCGUGUCAAAUGAUGCUCUCGAUAUCGAGAAGCCAUCACAGCCGAAGGUCCCGUUCGUUAAUUCUCUUGGUCGAUUCUUAGUUGAGCUCUGGUGCGGAACAUCGUGGAGCCAUCUUCAGAGAGUGUUCCUAGCUGGUGAAGGCUCGUCCGAAGUGAUGGAACAUGACACUUUCAUCUUUAACAGACUUUUGAACUGGAUCGGUGACUCCAAAAUAGCAGAUAGGGACAAGCCGUUCCAUCUAGAGGGUAGUUCAUACUUGAUGGCGGUACGGAAAUGCUUCACAUGCGACUUCAACCUGAGCGAGGUAGACAAGGAUUCGCUCCUUGGCAACGAACAUUUUGCGCGUUGGAUAUACAGACACGUCUUGCGCCCACUUCAAUAUUCUCUUGAAGACUUCCAAUCCCAGCAGGAACGAUUCUUCGGCACCCGCCUUGAUUUCAGCCCCCAAGUUACUGCCCCACGCGCUGGAGAAGAUACAAAGCGUCUACGCUUGUUUGCCAAUGAAGAUAUCGAAAAUAGACAGAAGAAAGAAAAAACAGCUGACAAGUGGUUCUACGAGUACGGCAAAGUGAAAGAUUUUGUGAGGAGCAUUGGAAGAGAACGGCCGGAAAACCCCGCAGACCGAGUACGAGUGGCGAUCCUGGACACGGGUGUUGAUGUGACACACGACGAUCUACACAGUCCCUGGCUCGAUGGCCAGAUCUUCUAUCAAAACUUUGUCGGCAAGCGUUCUGGUAUACCUCAAGAUGAUGAUGGUCACGGAACACAUGUUACAUCAAUACUUCUCCAAAUGGCAGAGAAUGUGGACGUCUAUGUGGCACGGGUGUCUCGGGAUGGAUUGGAUUGGAAAAGCAAAGACGUAGAAGAUGCAAUCCGCUGGGCUAUAACCGACAAACAAGUCCACAUACUAUCUCUUUCUUUCGGCUUUCCGAACGCAGACCAGAGCCUGGAAGGUAUCCAAAAAGCACUUCUAGAAGCCCACGCUUCAGACGUCUUAAUAUUUGCUGCCACUGGCAACAGAGGUGAUGGAAACGCCGUCGCGUUCCCCGCAUGUCUAGACGAAGUGAUUUCAGUUGCAUCAAUAGAUGGUGACAAUCAUUUGAGCAGUUUUGUGCCGGACUUAAGAGUUGGGAAAAGGCUCUGUGCAAUUGGAGAAGCCAUUGAGGCAGCGUGGAUCAACAAAGAUGUGUCAAAAGUUGCCAUGCACUCCACCACCGAGCGAAAGGCUGGUACAUCUUAUGCUACACCAGUGGUCGCCGGAGUGGCAGCGAUGAUUAUGGAUCUUGUCUGGUCCGCCAAGCACAUCUUCAAUGAUUACAAUUGCAAAACAUUGCGCACUAAUCACGGAAUGCUGGCGGUGCUCGAACUUAUCAUUUAUCCGAAAGACAAAAUCAAAUGCCUGAUGCCAAGGCAGUUUUUCGACAAGCGGGUAUGGAAAUCUUACUCGGGGUGAUCCUGGAGAGGAAUUCAACGCUGCUGAUGGAUUUGUUAUACUGCGAGGCACUUUAAACAAUAUUUAUCAGAGAAGGAUGGCUCAAUAGUUAAUUGUUAAUAUGUAAUUAGAGGCGAUCCGAAAUGUACAGUAUCUAAAAGGUCAGAGGACCAUUAAUCAUACGCGAAGCUACGCGUUUGCUUAUUGUUAAAACAAAAGCAACAGCUCUCUUCAACGAUUGCGAUGAUAAGAG
This is a messenger RNA of Mollisia scopiformis, 3344 nucleotides long. RefSeq lists its product as uncharacterized. Gene Ontology annotation, molecular function: serine-type endopeptidase activity. Lineage: Eukaryota; Fungi; Ascomycota; Leotiomycetes; Helotiales; Mollisiaceae. The record is from RefSeq and is a predicted model, not a curated record. The coding region runs from base 227 to 3112 and encodes 961 amino acids. Gene Ontology annotation, biological process: proteolysis. The transcript has 3 exons.